AUGCAGGAAUGAAAUUUAGCAUCUGUCAAAAAUACCAAACAUUUUAUUUUAUUUUCAACAAGCGACAAACAAUCCUGAAUGCUUUCGGGGUUUUCAAACACUGACGAUCGUAAUAUUUACACUAUAAUUAAGGAUAUUUUUAUAUAGAAGCCUACGCAUAGUAUAUUUUAAUCAUGAAUUUGGAACUACUAGAAUCAUUUGGUCAAAAUUAUCCCGAGGAAUUUGAUGGUACACUAGACUCCAUUUCCUUAGCAGCCACAUGCGCCUUCAACAGACGAGGCACUCUUCUGGCAGUUGGUUGCAAUGAUGGAAGGAUAUUCAUUUGGGAUUUCCUGACGCGGGGUAUUGCUAAAUCAAUAUCAGCUCAUGUGUACCCCGUUUGCAGUCUCAGUUGGUCUAGAAAUUGUAAAAAGCUACUGUCAGCAUCAACAGACCACAAUGUGUGUAUAUGGGAUGUACUCUCUGGGGAGUGCGAACAAAGGUACAGGUUCCCAACACCCAUACUGAGAGUCCAGUUUGAUCCGAGAAAUGACAAAAGGUUCUUAGUGUGUCCUAUGAGACAUGCAGCACUGCUGGUUGAUACAGACGGGGAACAUAAAAUAUUACCUAUAGAUGAUGAUGGAGAUAUAAAUGUUAUAGCAUCAUUUGACAGGAGAGGAGACAAUGUUUAUACAGGCAAUGCCAAAGGAAAGAUAUUAAUUUUAGACUCUCAAUCAUUAGCAGUAAAGGCCAGUUUUAAAAUAACAGUUGGGACAUCAAGUACAACAAGUAUUAAGAGUAUAGAGUUUGCAAGAAGAGGAGACUGCUUUCUAGUAAACACAUCAGACCGCGUCAUCAGAGUGUACGACACGAACACGGUACUUAAAUGUGGAAUGAAUGGUGAACCAGAACCUAUACAGAAGCUACAGGAUCUUGUCAAUAAAACAACGUGGAAGAAAUGCUGUUUCUCGGGCGACGGCGAGUACAUUUGCGCGGGGUCGGCGCGCCAACACGCGCUGUACGUGUGGGAGAAGUCCAUCGGGAACCUCGUCAAGAUCCUGCACGGAACCAAGGGCGAGCUGCUGCUCGACGUCGUCUGGCAUCCCAUUAGACCGAUCAUUGCUAGUAUUAGUGCAGGUGUCGUAUCAAUAUGGGCGCAGAACCAAGUGGAGAACUGGUCGGCCUUCGCUCCUGACUUCAAAGAACUGGAUGAAAACGUUGAGUACGAGGAGAGAGAGAGUGAAUUCGAUGUGGAAGAUGAAGACCGGUCGGUAGACCAGGCGGGAGAGAGCCAUGAUGAUGAGGAGGUCGAGUUUUACGUUUACAACCAGGUGGAUGUCACGACUUGCGAGCCGGUGGCCGCCUUCUGCAGCUCCGACGAAGAGGGAGAGGACGAGCAUAUGCUGUCCUUCUUACCCAUAGCACCGGAGAUUGAAGACCCAGAGGAUGGCUGGGCGGCGACACAAGAAACAGUAACGCCUACAGAAACACCAGAAAAAUUGGAGCCAGCGGCCAAGAGGCCGAAGAGUAAAACAUACGAUAUAUCACUUAAAAUAGCGCCACCUGAACAACCAUUGUCGUUCGGUGGCAAAAACAAACAAGCAGCGGGCAGUAAAAAAGUCGCCGGAAGACCUCGUAAAUAAAGUAUUUUAUAAGAAUCA
Messenger RNA from Trichoplusia ni (cabbage looper), 1640 nucleotides. It is a transcript of the gene Rbbp5, whose product is annotated as retinoblastoma-binding protein 5 homolog. The record is from RefSeq and is a predicted model, not a curated record. The transcript is spliced from 11 exons. Gene Ontology annotation, cellular component: Set1C/COMPASS complex. Lineage: Eukaryota; Metazoa; Arthropoda; Insecta; Lepidoptera; Noctuidae. Gene Ontology annotation, molecular function: protein binding. Bases 174 to 1622 code for a protein of 482 amino acids.